Messenger RNA from Carya illinoinensis, 1428 nucleotides. Its product is annotated as monoacylglycerol lipase-like. Gene Ontology annotation, cellular component: membrane. Gene Ontology annotation, molecular function: lipase activity. NCBI's taxonomy places the organism in Eukaryota, Viridiplantae, Streptophyta, Magnoliopsida, Fagales, Juglandaceae. Bases 24 to 1238 code for a protein of 404 amino acids. The transcript has 7 exons. The record is from RefSeq and is a predicted model, not a curated record.
GGGGAGGGAGGAGAACGGAUUCAAUGUCCAACGCUGUUCAUACGACGUCGUCUGUGAUGCUGACUUCCGGCGCGAGCGGCCGCGUGAACGCUCUCUUCUCGCUGCGGGUGUGGAGGAGCCUGAUUAUGCUGAUCAACGCGUUCGUGUUGCUCCUCCUGGUUCCAUUCCGAGGGCGGAGAAGGGACGAGAAGCGUGAGGAAAGCGGCGGGGCCCAGCAUCAUCUCGGGAAGGGGGUUGGUGGUAGUAGCGGUGGGCCGGUGGUGCGGGUCCCGGCUAAGAUCGUGUCGUGGAGGAAGAGCGGACUAUCGGAGCAGGAAGUCGCGGCGAGGAGAGCGCUGGCGAUAAGAAGGGUGGUGCAAGAUGGCGGUGAUGACAAGAAGUCGGUGCGGGAGUACUCGCUGUUUUAUACGGCGAGAGGCAAUACCAUUUUCACGCAAUCAUGGACGCCGGUUUCGGCCACGAUUAGGGGAGUGGUUCUUAUCAUGCAUGGCCUGAAUGAACACAGUGGCAGGUACAAUGUUUUUGCAAAGCAUCUGAAUGCUAAUGGCUACAAGGCUUAUGGAAUGGAUUGGAUUGGUCAUGGUGGAAGCGACGGGCUGCAUGCAUAUGUUCAUUCUCUUGAUGAUGCUGUUGCAGAUAUGGUAUGUUUUGAGAAGUUGUUUCUCGAGAAGAUUUUAGCUGAGAAUCCCGGGCUUCCAUGUUUUUGCUUUGGACACUCCACAGGUGCAGCAAUUAUCCUGAAGGCAAUGCUCGAUCCAAAGGUAGAAGCCAGUGUAUCUGGUGCAGUGUUGACAUCACCUGCCAUUGGAGUUCAGCCAUCCCAUCCCAUUUUUGUGGUACUUGCCCCAAUUGUCUCAUUUUUGUUCCCAAAAUACCAAUUUAGUGCUGCAAAUAAGAAGGGCACACUGGUUUCUCGCGAUCCAGAGGCACUAAUAGCCAAGUAUUCAGAUCCACUAGUGUAUACCGGAUCCAUCAGGGUAAGGACUGGUUAUGAGAUUCUCCAAAUCACAUCCUACUUGCAGAGGAAUCUGAGCAAACUGAGAGUUCCCUUUUUUGUUCUCCAUGGCACUGCUGACAGUGUAACUGACCCAAAAGCUUCUCAACAACUGUAUGAAGAAGCCUCCUCAACUGAUAAAACCAUUAAAUUGUAUGAAGGAUUGUUACAUGAUCUCCUUUUCGAACUGGAACGAGAGGCUAUUUUGGAGGAUAUAAUUGAAUGGUUGAACUGUAGAGUGUGAGGUUAGGUAGUGCAGUAAGAGAAAGUAUUUGAGUGUGUUCUCUAACCAAAGGGAACCGAUGUAUUAGUUAUUCUGGUGACCAUUUUUAUAGGGCUUUCCAAUGAAAGCAGAGGAGAAAGAAAUGGUGGCUGGAUAAAAACUUACAGCAUUUCUUAUGUUAAAAACCUGAAACAGUUUCAUUUUUUCUCCA